This is a messenger RNA of Telopea speciosissima, 777 nucleotides long. Its product is annotated as transcription factor MYB1-like. The record is from RefSeq and is a predicted model, not a curated record. Gene Ontology annotation, molecular function: transcription cis-regulatory region binding. Gene Ontology annotation, biological process: cell differentiation. The transcript is spliced from 3 exons. Gene Ontology annotation, cellular component: nucleus. NCBI's taxonomy places the organism in Eukaryota, Viridiplantae, Streptophyta, Magnoliopsida, Proteales, Proteaceae. Bases 1 to 777 code for a protein of 258 amino acids.
AUGGAGAUGGAAAAAGAAAGAAGCAGCAAGCAAGAGAUAGAGUUAAAGAAAGGUCCAUGGAAGCCAGAAGAAGACUUGCUUCUUACAAGAUAUGUAGAGACUCAUGGAGAGGGGAAGUGGGCAACUGUAUCCAAGAGAUCUGGUUUAAUGAGAGGAGGGAAGAGCUGUAGGCUGAGAUGGAAGAAUUAUCUGAGACCAAAUCUAAAGCAUGGAGAUAUGUCAGAGGAAGAAGAAGAUCUUAUCAUCAGAAUGCAUAACCUUCUUGGCAAUCGGUGGUCAUUGAUUGCAGGUCGGCUUCCUGGUCGAACCGACAACGAAGUAAAGAAUUAUUGGAACACAUAUCUCAUCAAGAAGUACCCACACUACUCCCAAUGCAUUCAUAAUAAUAAUAAGAGGGUGGUAAGCUCCAACAAGUCCAGUAGUAGUAACAAUAAGAGGAGGAAACUGAUGAUCUCUCCUCAUUCACCAUCAAAUCCUUCUUCAACAAUAAUCCAGACUCCCAAUUGUAGCAACUCCAAUGGAUGUGGUGGUGGAGGUGAUGGUUGUGAUAAGAAAGAAGUUGUCACAGAAAACAUCAACAUUAAUGGUAGUCACAGCAAUGGAGAUGGUGAUGGGGCGGCAGUAUACGAGAAUCCACCUUCGGUGAUGCCCAUGUUGGAGUCCUUUAGUUCCAUUUGGGUGGAAUCAUUUGAUGAUGAAAUUGGUUUAGAGAGGUGGUCUUGGUUGGAAUCUCCUUUUUACUUCCCUGAGGAUAUUAUUAUGUACCCAUCAGUAUAA